AUGGCAGACAACAUCCAGGAUGAUGAGCUGUUCCCCAACUCUAUUCAGAUCGACCCGGAGGUGGUGAUGAAGACAUGCGGGUCACGUCUGAUGGUCCGGCUCAGUCGACAUGAGGCGAUCGCCGUCAAGGCCAUGGACGAUUUCAAGAGAGACUGGGCGGCCAUUGGCGGCAAGCCAUUUUAUGGCUGCACCGGUGGUGAUGGGCACAAUCUGGCUUCUCUCGGCCUUCCAGAGAGUCUUCCGGACCGCACUUAUGAUUUCAUGCGCUACACCGAGUACUAUUUUGCAAUUGAUGAAGCUAAUCAGCCCCGGGGGGCAUCGCAAACAGAUUCGCUUGUUGAGCUCGAAGCCGAGGAGGUGCAGAAGAUCAAUGACGCGAUGAUGGAGAUUCUGCCGGGCGAGUACACCAGCGCGUCCAACGUGACGAACUGGAAGAGUGCGGAGCGGCAGAUGCUGGCGGAGAUCUCCAUGAGCCUCGUCGAGCGGGAUCGCAAAAGGGCAUAUGCGUUCCUCAAGGCCACCCAGCGCUACCACAACUUCAACAAUCUCCGCAAGGACUUCAGUACAUAUACCUGGGACCAAUGGUGCCGCCGGCGCUGGGAGGACGGGGAUAGUUACGCAUUCCUCGCGUCAAUCCCGUACUUCUGCGGCCUCGACCUGACGCAGAAGGACUUCGAUGAGACACUUAUGCCCAUCGCCUGGCCCGGGAUGAUGUGCACCCUGCUCACAAACGAUCUCUACAGCUUCGACCCCGAGGUACACACCGAGUUUCUCGGCGACAACUUCUUCAACGCGGUCUGGUACUGGAUGAAAGCUCUGGACAUCACUGUCACGGAAGCCAAGGCGGUUCUGUUCGGCAAGAUCAAGGGAUGGGAGACCAAGUUCCUGGACGCCAAGACAGAAUUUCUGGCUUCCCACCCUGAUGCGCCCCUCGACUUCCGAAAGUACCUCGCAUACGUCGAGUGCAUGGUCGCUGGCAACUGGUUCUGGCACGGCACGAAUCCGCCCCGGUAUGCGCUUUGGAUGAACUUUGCUGAGUCUGGAAGGAGGAUGGUCGUCAUCAAUGAUCCCGCCAAGUACGAUCCGGACACCGCCAAAUGCGGGACCUUUAUCGAGAUCGAGCCGACCAAAGGUGGUACAACCAAGGCUCAUGGCGCUGUUAUCAGCAGUGUAAAAGCCGAUGAUGCUCCAGCAGAUGAUCCAACGACCUAUAGUGCAGCCCUCGGUGAUGGAACAGCCAAGGGUACAGCAGCCAAUGCUACAGUCAAUGGACCAACGACCAGUGGAGCAGCAACCAAUGGCGCAACAACCAACGGUGCAGCGGCCACGCCCAAUGGUACAGUCAACAGCGCAGCAUCGAAAGGUAAUACUCACAGUGCCCAUAGCCAAGAGAUUGUCCUCGCCCCCAUCGAGUACCUGAGGUCCAUGCCGUCGAAAGGCGUGCGCACAGUAAUGAUCAACGCGCUGGAUGUGUGGUGCAGUGUCCCUCCGAGCUCUCUCGUCCGCGUCGAGAAUGUCAUCUCCGCCCUGCACGACGCCUCUCUAAUGUUCGAUGACAUUGAGGACCGUUCACCCAUGCGCCGUGGGCUUCCUUCCACGCAUGCAGCUUUCGGGGUCUCGCAGACGAUCAACUCGGCAAACUUUCUGUAUGCCCUGGCUUUGUCUCAAGCGAUUGAGCUACCGAAUCCCAAGUCCAUUCAUGUGUUUUCCGAGGAACUCCAGACCAUGCACAUUGGGCAGGCCGCGGACCUCGAAUGGACGCAUUCCAGGCAUUGCCCCACUGUCGAAGAAUACAAGAUCAUGGUUCAGAACAAAACCGGGGGCCUUUUCCGCAUGCUGGCCGGGCUCCUGUGCUCUGAAGGACAGGCAGUAUUGAUAUCCAAGAAAGACCUCCUUGGCCUUAUGACGAUGCUGGGCGAGUAUUUCCAGGUCAGGGAUGACUACAUUAAUCUGUGCUCCAGCGAGUACCACUCCCAGAAGGGCUUCUGCGAAGACCUCGACGAGGGCAAAUUCUCUCUCCCGCUCAUCCACCUUCUUACGCACACGAAACGCCGGCAUCUGCUCGAAAGCCUGCUUUGCGAAUGCGCAUACCAUGGCAAUGGGAUGACGCUGGCGAUGAAGCAGCUGGUCUACAAAGAGAUGGAAAACUCUGGAAGCCUUGAUUUCACCAAGCGGCACCUGGUAGAGCUGGAGUCGAUGAUCCUGCGCCAGAUUGCGGCCCUGGAGCAGCAGGCCGGCGCGAAAAAUUAUGUGCUUCGUCUCGUCUUUGAUAAGCUGAGGGUUGAAUGA
This is a messenger RNA of Aspergillus calidoustus, 2289 nucleotides long. NCBI's taxonomy places the organism in Eukaryota, Fungi, Ascomycota, Eurotiomycetes, Eurotiales, Aspergillaceae. The record is from the annotation of a GenBank genome assembly.